CGUCAUUCGCUCCGGCUGAAGCUGAAGCUGAAGCCUGUCUUCUGCUAUCGUCGAUUGCUGCAUUUCUAGCAAAUGAACAAAAACCGAGGCAGUAGUUUCUCUUGGCAAGCUAACUGGUGCUGAUCGACCUCGUUGGGUGACCUUUGGUACCUACGUUUCGUUUCUGCCUGCGGCCUGGUCUCUAACGCUCGAGGCUUUUCGUGAUUGCGGCUGCCGAGACUUGCCAGACUGGCGAUGGUAGUGCGGCCGACGGGUGUUAGGCUCCUCUAAAGAAAUGCCAGUAGUACGGGGAAAACAUGGACCUCUCGUUGGUGCCAUUGAUGAGGGUACUAGCAGUGCCCGCUUCUUGGUAUUUUCAGCAGAGACUAAGCAAAUAGUUUCAAAACAUCAAGUUCCAAUAAGUUUGAUAUAUCCUCGAGAAGGAUGGGUUGAACAGGAUCCUGUUAUGAUUCUGGAUGUGGUGCGUGAAUGCAUUUCUAAAGCUGUGGAUAAUCUAAGUGAGGUGGGCUGUUACCCAUCUGAUAUUGCAGCUGUUGGCAUUACAAACCAACGUGAAACCGUUGUGGCUUGGGACAGAACAACUGGCAAACCAUUCCAUAAUGCUAUUGUGUGGCAAGAUAUGCGCACUAGCCAUGCUGUUGAUGAGUUGAUUUCCAAGUUGCCAAAUGGUGACAAAAAUGGGUUGGCAUCUAAAAAUGGUUUACCACUGAGUCCCUACUUCAGUGCAACUAAAAUUACAUGGCUUAUUCAAAAUGUACCAGAGGUGAAACUUGCCUUGGAUGAGGGACGUCUGCUAGUUGGAACCAUUGAUACUUGGCUCAUCUGGAAUCUGUCCGGGGGUGUCAAGAAUGGCCUUCACAUCACAGACGUAUCUAAUGCCUCCCGCACAAUGCUCAUGCAUAUUGAUACAUUGAAAUGGGACCCAUCUCUAUGUGAGUUUUUUGAAGUCCCAAUGAAAAUUCUCCCAGAGAUUCAUAGCUCUGCUGAAAAGUAUGGUGAGAUAGCUGAGGGAAAAUUACUGGGAGUGCCCAUUUCUGGUGUGCUGGGAGAUCAACAUGCUGCUCUGGUGGGUCAAAUGUGUUUCCAGUCAGGACAGGCCAAAAGCACCUACGGCACAGGCUGUUUCUUGUUAUACAACACAGGAGAAACAAGAGUUGAAUCGAAAUUCGGUCUGGUGUCUACUGUUGCCUACCAAAUGGGACCUCACAAAAAACCUGUAUAUGCUCUGGAAGGGUCAGUUGCUGUGGCAGGUGCUGCCUUCAACUGGCUGCGUGACAAUGUAGAUAUGUUGUCUGACAUCAGCCAGAGUGAGGCACUUGCAGACAGUGUUGGAAACACUGGUGAUGUUUAUUUUGUCCCUGCUUUCUCUGGCUUGUAUGCACCAUAUUGGAUCUCAGAUGCCCGGGGAGUAAUGUGCGGCAUUUCUGAAACUACGUCUCGAUCUCACAUCAUUCGCGCGACGUUGGAAGCAGUCUGUUUCCAGACGAGGGACAUUCUGGACGCCAUGAACGGGGACUGCGGCGUGCCCCUGUCCCGUUUGCAAGUGGACGGUGGCAUGACAGCAAAUCACCUGCUGAUGCAGCUUCAGGCAGACUUGAUUGGAAUUCCUGUCGUACGACCAAAGAUGGCAGAAACAACAGCACUUGGAGCUGCAUUAGCUGCUGGCUGUGCCAAAGGAAUAGACCUCUUUGAUUUGGAUGAGGAACAGCGGAUGCCAUCUGAUGUUUUUGAACCAAAAAUUAAUGAGGAAGAGCGAAAUGAGAGGUACAACAAGUGGAAGAUGGCAGUGGAACGCAGUCUGGGGUGGGAAACAUAAGACAUUAUUCAACCUGUUUUCAAAUUGUUGGAGAGUUAUGAUACCAAAAGCUGUAAUCUUAUCUUAUCUUGAAGGCUAUGUUCAGAGGUUGUUCUGAGAUUACAAUUGAACUUUAUACUGUUUGGUGCCAUCAAGUUUAUAUGAAUUUUAAAAUGGAGAUUAUUGUUUUGUUAAAGUUUUCCAUAUUUUUUUAAUACCUAUUCUAAAAUAAUUUUGAAAAGUUGUGAGUGAUUUUUAGUUUUAUUUCAGAUGUAUGACGUUUUAUAAGUAUUCCAUUUCAUGAGGAUGAUCUAUUUUGCAUUUUUUUUUAUAAACUCUAUCCUUGUUUUCAUGUCUUCAUUGUAAGUGUGUGCGGUCGAAAUGACAGAGGUGUAUUUGCCAUGACUUUAUGUGGAAAUAGAUUUUUCCUUUUACUUAAAACCGA
Molecule: messenger RNA, 2240 nt
Organism: Thrips palmi
Lineage: Eukaryota; Metazoa; Arthropoda; Insecta; Thysanoptera; Thripidae
Product: glycerol kinase-like
Exons: 12
Coding region: 275-1816 (513 amino acids)
Biological process (GO): triglyceride metabolic process; glycerol metabolic process; glycerol-3-phosphate biosynthetic process
Cellular component (GO): mitochondrion
Molecular function (GO): glycerol kinase activity
Source: RefSeq, a predicted model, not a curated record